GGUCCGUAUGACGCCGCAUCUCUUUGUUGGUCCAGCGGCAGCUGCGCUCAUGUUGUUGUAGCGACUCUCUCUCUCUCUGGAAAUAUUUUUUCUCUUUCGAAAUAUUUCGUCUCUUGUUUUCGUCGCGGUCCUGUACACAUCCUAGUAUCUAUAGCGUUUGGUAAUCAUACCUUGACACAAUAUCAAGUUAAAUCCGAGUAAUGGACUCAGACGAAGGGUACAAUUAUGAAUUCGACGAGGAGGAAGAGGAAUGCAGCGAAGACAGCGCCGAGGAGGAUCCCGAAGACGACACCCUGGAAGUGGAGUUGGACGAUCCGGUUGUGGCCGGUGGAGAACGAGAUGAAUGUGGGGAGACCGGAGGCAGUGGCCUGGGACCCGGUCAAGACGAAGAGGAUUAUCGGUUCGAGGUUUUGACCGCUGAACAGAUCCUUCAGCAUAUGGUCGAGUGUAUCCGGGAGGUCAAUGAUGUCAUCCAGAACCCUGCAACGAUAACAAGAAUACUUCUUAGUCACUUCAAUUGGGACAAAGAGAAACUGAUGGAAAGAUAUUUUGAUGGGAACCUUGACAAAUUGUUCUCGGAAUGCCAUGUCAUCAACCCCAGUAAGAAGUCGAGGACACGGCUGAUGAACACGAGGUCCUCUGCUCAGGAUCUUCCCUGUCAGAUCUGCUACCUGAACUACCCAAACUCGUACUUCACUGGCCUGGAGUGUGGACACAAGUUCUGCAUGCAGUGUUGGGGUGACUACUUGACUACCAAAAUCAUUGAGGAGGGGAUGGGACAGACGAUUUCCUGCCCUGCUCACAGCUGUGAUAUAUUGGUGGACGACAACACAGUCAUGAGACUGAUCACAGAGUCCAAGGUGAAGUUGAAGUACCAACACUUGAUUACCAAUAGUUUUGUAGAGUGCAAUCGACUGUUAAAAUGGUGCCCAGCGCCAGACUGUCAUCACGUAGUCAAAGUCCAGUACCCAGAUGCUAAGCCUGUGAGAUGCACAUGUGGCCGGCAGUUCUGCUUCAAUUGUGGCGAGAACUGGCAUGAUCCCGUCAAGUGUAAGUGGUUGAGGAAAUGGAUCAAGAAGUGUGACGAUGACAGCGAGACGUCUAACUGGAUCGCAGCCAAUACAAGGGAGUGCCCCAAAUGCCACGUGACCAUUGAGAAGGACGGCGGUUGCAACCACAUGGUGUGUCGGAACCAGAGCUGCAAGGCAGAGUUCUGCUGGGUCUGCCUGGGGCCCUGGGAACCACACGGCUCUGCCUGGUACAACUGCAACCGCUACAAUGAGGAUGAUGCCAAGGCAGCGAGGGACGCCCAAGAGGUAACACGGUCCAGGGCAGCCCUGCAGAGGUACCUGUUCUACUGCAACCGUUACAUGAACCACAUGCAGUCGCUGCGCUUCGAGCACAAGCUGUACGCCGGGGUCAAGGCCAAGAUGGAGGAGAUGCAGCAUCACAACAUGUCCUGGAUCGAGGUGCAGUUCCUGAAGAAGGCCGUGGACGUGCUGUGUCAGUGUCGCUCCACUCUCAUGUUCACCUACGUCUUCGCCUUCUACCUCAAGAAGAACAACCAGUCCAUCAUCUUUGAGAACAAUCAGGCUGACUUGGAGAACGCUACGGAGGUUCUGUCUGGAUAUCUAGAGCGGGACAUCUCCCAGGACUCUCUGCAGGACAUCAAACAGAAAGUACAGGACAAGUACAGAUACUGUGAGAGUCGACGUCGGGUGCUGCUGCAACAUGUGCAUGAGGGCUAUGAGAAGGACCUCUGGGAAUACAUAGAAGAUUAAGACUCUUUACUGAAAGAGAAACCUCUACAGACUAGAGCGUUGAUGCAAUGCCACGGGGGCAGGUUGUUGCUGAUCUUCCCAAUAUUGCAUUUUUUUUCCUCCUCCUCUUGGGUUUUGUUUAAUGGAAAAAGUUUAAAAUAAAUUAUAUCAAAAUAAUAAAAAAUAAAAAAAAGUAGAAUAUUUCAAACAUUAAUCGUACAACAGUAUUGUUUGUAGCAGAUUGGAUUGUGAGGACAAAAAAAAAAGAACUCCCCCCGCUUCUCUCAAUUGGUCACUAUAGUAACAUCAUCAUCACCCCCCCCCACUGUUCAGUUUCCCAGCAAUGUAUUUUAUCUGUUUACUUUUUAAAGUACCCUUGUGUGGGACAUGGGUUUGUGCUCAACACAGUCCAACUGUUCAAGCCAUGUUCAUUAAAUGUGGUUAGAUCACAUGUAGGGUUUUUUGAAUGUUGAUUUGCUGAUUGUAAAGGUGCUGAACCAUGUGGGUUGGCAGGGGGGAGACCAUAGGGAGUGCAGGAAAAAGGAAACAUGUUUUUCAGUUUGUAAAUAACGCAUAUGCAUGGAACAGCAAGUGUGGACGUUUUCUUUCAUUUGUCUUUUCUUUUGAAAAAUAUUUAUUCUUUUUUUUUCAAAUAUUCAAUAUAGUUGCUGUGUAGAAGACAAGUUCGCUCCUGCUUUAAAAGAACAUGUAUUCUUUGUGAGGGUUUGGAAGCUGUUGAACGAGUGAUGAAACUCUGACCGGGUUGUAGUAGCUUUUUGAAAGCAAUUCUGACAAAAACUAAAUCCACCUAAAAGGAUAGCAUUAGAUGAGAGAAUGAGACUAAAGAACAAACCAUCAUCAUCUUCUUCUUUUUAACAGCAAGCCAGACUGUAGUUCAGGUAAUACAUUGAUUUAUUCAUAGUUGGAAUUGACCUUGCAACCUUCAGAGGUUAUCAGCUAAUUGCACCUGAGGGUGUUUUGAGAAAUGAACAGAGAAUGACUUGGAAAGGACUCCGCUGUGUCCUAAGUGGCUCCAUAUUCUCUAUAUAGUACACUAUGGGCCCUGGUCAAUAGUAAAGCAUUAUAUAGGGAAUAGAGUGCCGUUUGGGAUGAAGGUAAUGUCCUGUUUGUUCUAACCCCUCCUCCUUCCCUCUUGUUUUUGUUCUUCCAUCACCACCCCUCCUCCUGUUUCUCCUUAGAAGUUGUCAUUUCCAGAUAGCACACUACCAACUGUUUCAUGAGAGCCAAAUUGAGUGACAUUCACUCAUUUAAAAAAAAAAUAAACAAAUGUAUUUCUUUUUUCAGACUUGA
Messenger RNA from Oncorhynchus gorbuscha (pink salmon), 3071 nucleotides. RefSeq names its product E3 ubiquitin-protein ligase arih1. Gene Ontology annotation, molecular function: ubiquitin conjugating enzyme binding; zinc ion binding; ubiquitin protein ligase activity. Lineage: Eukaryota; Metazoa; Chordata; Actinopteri; Salmoniformes; Salmonidae. The transcript has 14 exons. The record is from RefSeq and is a predicted model, not a curated record. Gene Ontology annotation, biological process: ubiquitin-dependent protein catabolic process; protein polyubiquitination; positive regulation of proteasomal ubiquitin-dependent protein catabolic process. The coding region runs from base 201 to 1781 and encodes 526 amino acids. Gene Ontology annotation, cellular component: cytoplasm; nucleus; ubiquitin ligase complex.